Messenger RNA from Cryptomeria japonica (Japanese cedar), 717 nucleotides. RefSeq names its product pentatricopeptide repeat-containing protein At5g39710-like. The record is from RefSeq and is a predicted model, not a curated record. Gene Ontology annotation, molecular function: protein binding. The coding region runs from base 1 to 717 and encodes 238 amino acids. The transcript has a single exon. Lineage: Eukaryota; Viridiplantae; Streptophyta; Pinopsida; Cupressales; Cupressaceae.
AUGGGCUUGAAUCCUGAUCGGUUUACUUACACUACAUUGAUCAAUGGACACUGUAGAGAAGGAAACAUACAGAAGGCAUUUCAGUUACAUAAUGAAAUGAUACAGAAAGGCCUGCCACCAGAUGUAGUCAGUUACAGUGCACUCAUUCAUGGACUUCGUCAACAAUCUAGGACAAAGGAAGCAAAUCGACUCUUGUUCAGAAUGAUGUAUGAUGAUAUGAUUCCUGAUGAAAUCACUUAUGAUACUUUGGUGGAAUAUUGCGUGGAUGAGAAUUUGGAGAGCAAUGUGGCUCUUAUUAAAGGAUUAUGCAUGAAAGGCAAAAUGAUUGAAGCAGAAAAAGUAUUUGAAGCAAUGCUAGAGAAAAACUCAACUCCUAAUGAUGUUGCAUACAGUGUACUGAUCCAUGGACAUUGUAAAGAUGGAAAUAUUCAAAAGGCUUUUGGGAUGUACAAUGAAAUGGUGCAGCUGGGUUUAAUACCUAACAUUCUUACCAUUAAUGUUCUUAUUAAAAGCCUUUGCAAUGAGGGAAUGAUUAAGGAAUCAAGUCAGCUUUUGCGGGGAGUCAUAAAAGGGUGUUUGGCUCCUGAUGCUGUUUCACGAACAGUAAUGAUUGAGCAGAACUUUGAAGGAGGUAACAUGCAGGAAGUCAUAAAAUUUUUGACUGAAAUGGUUGAUGAUUGUCUUCUUCCAAAUGUAGUUAGACCCCUGCCAGAGUAG